AUGGCUUCCGCCCAGGCCCCCUUUGCCACCGACGCAGCCUACUCGCCGCAACGGUGGGACGCAGACCGUGGUGUGGCGCCCACCCCGGCCCCUGGCCCUGCUGCUGGAUACAGCACGAGCUACAGUCAGCACAACGACAACGACUACGACUACGGCCAGCACAACGACUACUAUGCUGCUACUGCCGCUCCCGCGCCCCGGGCGGCGGCCAACCGCGCGGCCACGCCACCGCCACGCACCGUUGCCGUCCGAGACGCGCACGCAUCGUCGGGCAACCCGCUAGUCUGGCGCCCGGCUGGCGCGCGCGACUACGAUCCGCAGCUGGACUGCCUCGAGACUGCCAACAGACAAGCGCGGAGGACCCGCGAGCGGCGUCAUGUGCCCGGCGAUGACCGCCCGGCAUAUCUCACCUCACCAUAUGCCUCCACUGAGCCCGGAUUUACCGCGCCGUACGACGUGGCGUAUGUCAGUGACAGAGAUACCACUGCGCGCCAAGCCAUGCCGGAGGUGGACUACGGCUUUGGCCACCGCUCUGCGCUCGACGCCGAGCGCAGGAUGACCGCCGCUGACGCGCCCAAUGCAGAUCUUUGGCACGCAGACCACAACCCGUUGGUGUGGGCACCCAACUCGCGACCCGACGCAGCUGCCCGCGCCGCGCAGGCUGCCGAGCUUGACGCUGCUCGCCGGGCUCGAACACACACCCGCGGCAUGCGCCACUACGCUGGCCACGAUCGCGCCCCGCCCGGCUCGCCGCCGCACGCUACUGCCCCGUACGCCACCGAGGCACACAACGCCCAGGCCUACUGGGACGCAGGUAUGGAGACGCCAUCCCGCACCGUCGACGACUCGACUGCCGGGUACAACUCCCGCGCCGCGUCGUCGCACGGCUACUCGGUGGCUGCCGCACUGCACUCACAGCCUUCAUCUUCGUCGUCUGAUCUUGUUGCUCGGCUGCAAGAGGAGCAGGCCGCUGCAGCACGCAGGCAGGCAGCUCAAGCCGAGGAGCAGGCCGCACGCCAGGCGCCGCCGGCACGCCCGCAAACAGCACAGGCGGCAGCACCCAGGCCGCGCUCACCACAGGAGCUCAACGCCUUUGGCUACCCACCCGGGCCGAUGGACCGCUACCUCGUUGAGCUCGAAAAGACUGGCCCGUCGCAGUACGCCUCCGAGUUCCGCACCUACACCCCUUCCGAAAUGGUCGAAUACUCUGGCGUGGCGUACCGCCACCAGCCGCUCAAGCGGUACGUCGUCGACGAGCCAACCGACUACCGUUCCACCUACCAGAUCAUGGCUUCCGCGGUCCCAGAUCCAGUCUCGCACUCGCCGCGCCCGGCCACUGCCCACGGUGCGCCAUCUGAGGUUACUGCUCGCACCCACAAGGAGCGCGGUUCCCGCCGUGCCUGGUACGACCAGCCGGGCAUGGCCGGCCGCGCCCUUGUUCGUGAGCCCAACGACCCACCGCCGAGCGAGAUCUACGUCACUGAGGCCAAAGCCAACUUUACUGCUGAUGCGCUCAACAAGCCCAAGGCCCGCUCCAGUGCUCCGUUUCGCAACCGCUUCAAGUCUGCUGCCUCGCGCGGGCCGCUCAUGAUCUAGUAGGUAGGCAAAUGAUCUAAACAUCUCCACCCG
Thecamonas trahens ATCC 50062 is the source of this 1629-nucleotide messenger RNA. RefSeq lists its product as uncharacterized. The record is from RefSeq and is a predicted model, not a curated record. Bases 1 to 1596 code for a protein of 531 amino acids. NCBI's taxonomy places the organism in Eukaryota, Apusomonadida, Apusomonadidae. The transcript is spliced from 2 exons.